GGAGACCGCUUCACCCUGAUCAGGGAGUAUCGGCUGCGGGUGCGCAAGGCGUCCAGGAGUGACCUGGGGCUGUGGAGAGCGACCCGUGGCCUUGUGUUUCAGGUACGGAGGUUCCGGACUGGACGGGCGUCAGGAAGUCACAGACUUGUCCUCUGAUGUGGCCCCGCCCGCCGCCGCACUAAUCUCUUCGGCGUCGUACCCGUCGGCCCAGCUCGACCCGCCGCAGCCCCGGCCCCGACCGUGGACACUGGGGGUCCCCGAGGGCGCUGCGACCUCCUCCCGGGUGAAAUGAAACCCGAGGGCAGUCCCCCUUACCGACCCCAUUAGAGACGUAUCUGCCGUGCCAGGGGUCUAGGCUCCAGAAACAGGGAGUUUACCACCUAGGAUGACUUCAGUGACUAGAUCAGAGAUCAUAGAUGAAAAAGGACCAGUGAUGUCUAAGACUCAUGAUCAUCAAUUGGAAUCAAGUCUCAGUCCUGUGGAAGUGUUUGCUAAAACAUCUGCCUCCCUGGAGAUGAAUCAAGGCGUUUCAGAGGAAAGAAUUCACCUUGGCUCUAGCCCUAAAAAAGGGGGAAAUUGUGAUCUCAGCCACCAGGAAAGACUUCAGUCGAAGUCCCUUCAUUUGUCUCCUCAAGAACAAUCUGCCAGUUAUCAAGACAGGAGGCAAUCCUGGCGGCGAGCAAGUAUGAAAGAAACGAACCGGCGGAAGUCGCUGCAUCCCAUUCACCAGGGCAUCACAGAGCUCAGCCGGUCUAUCAGUGUCGAUUUAGCAGAAAGCAAACGGCUUGGCUGUCUCCUGCUUUCCAGUUUCCAGUUCUCUAUUCAGAAACUUGAACCUUUCCUAAGGGACACUAAGGGCUUCAGUCUUGAAAGUUUUAGAGCCAAAGCAUCUUCUCUUUCUGAAGAAUUGAAACAUUUUGCAGACGGACUGGAAACUGAUGGAACUCUACAAAAAUGUUUUGAAGAUUCAAAUGGAAAAGCAUCAGAUUUUUCUUUGGAAGCAUCUGUGGCUGAGAUGAAGGAAUACAUAACAAAGUUUUCUUUAGAACGUCAGACUUGGGAUCAGCUCUUGCUUCACUACCAGCAGGAGGCUAAAGAGAUAUUGUCCAGAGGAUCAACUGAGGCCAAAAUUACUGAGGUCAAAGUGGAACCUAUGACAUAUCUUGGGUCUUCUCAGAAUGAAGUUCUUAAUACAAAACCUGACUACCAGAAAAUAUUACAGAACCAGAGCAAAGUCUUUGACUGUAUGGAGUUGGUGAUGGAUGAACUGCAAGGAUCAGUGAAACAGCUGCAGGCCUUUAUGGAUGAAAGUACCCAGUGCUUCCAGAAGGUGUCAGUACAGCUCGGAAAGAGAAGCAUGCAACAAUUAGAUCCCUCACCAGCUCGAAAACUGUUGAAGCUUCAGCUACAGAACCCACCUGCCAUACAUGGAUCUGGAUCUGGAUCUUGUCAGUGACUUUAUGAGAGUUUCUGCCACAAGGUGCCCAAGAGGAGAGGAAUGGGAAGAGUGCCCCAGCACGUGGUGACUGCGUGAUUUCUGCUCGUUGCCUUUGAAGAUAACUGGCAGGACUGACUGUAGAACACUUUGACUUUUUUCAAAAAGUGAUGGAAUUUGUACAUCCAAAUGAAUAUUGUAUAGACAAUUUUCCCAGGAAUGUGCAAAAUGCUUGAAAGUUCAAACUUCUUUUUUGAAAUGAUCUUCAGAUCCAGUGGCCCAUUCUUUUAUCUUUAUCCUGUGAAGGUGUUUUUCAGGUUUUGAAACAAUCCAAAAAUCAUUUAGGACCAAGUCUAAGGAAACAUUUUAGUGGCCAAGUUGGAUUCCGAUUGUAAAGGAAUGAUACUAAUUUUCUAGCAUGGCUCUGAAGGUGAUUUUAGGUAGAAGAGUUUUGAGGCUGGGCGCAAUGGCUCACGCCUGUAAUCCUAGCAUUUUGGGUGACUGAGGCGGGUGGAUUGCUUGAGCCCAGAAGUUGAAGACCAGCCUGAGAAAUAAGGUGAAACCCUGUCUACAAAAAAUACAAAAAGUUAGCUGGGUGUGGUGGCGUGUGCCUGUAGUGCUAGCUACUCAGAAGGCUGAGGUGGGAGGAUUGUUUGAGCCCAGGAGGUUGAGGCUGCAGUGAGUUCUAAUUGCGCCACUGCACUCCAGCCUGAGCGACAGAGUGAGACACUGUCUUAAAAAAAAUUAAAAAUUGUAAAAAAAUGAAAAAAAAAGUUUUGAGCAUUAUUUGCAUCAUUGGGAUACAUAUGUCACUUCACAAGAUGUUCAAUUUGAAGGAAAUACCACUCAUUCUCUAUGUCCUGUUGUCUGUAGUGUGCUUCAGUUUUUCAUAUUGAGUUGACCUAAAUCCUGGAUUCAUGACAAGAAAGGAGUAAGUACUACUAUUCAUUGUUCUAUUUGUUUAUAAUCUGUAUUAUAAAAUUGCACAUAAUUAAAAGCUUUCCCUUGUCUUCA
Molecule: messenger RNA, 2449 nt
Organism: Homo sapiens (human)
Lineage: Eukaryota; Metazoa; Chordata; Mammalia; Primates; Hominidae
Gene: DSN1
Product: DSN1 component of MIS12 kinetochore complex
Exons: 11
Coding region: 386-1456 (356 amino acids)
Biological process (GO): cell division; chromosome segregation
Cellular component (GO): nucleus; kinetochore; MIS12/MIND type complex
Source: RefSeq, marked reviewed